CAUCGAGUCGCGCCAAACAAAGCUCCAUGUGCAGGAGCAGAAAACGCCGAAAGUUUGAUCUCCUUCUAGUUUGUGAUGGUCAAAGGUAUAAAAACAUAAAUCCGGGAAGGAGAAGUUGAACAUGGAGCCGCUUUGUUGCAUCUUCAGUUUGAAAUAUUGAAGAUUCCGCGAGGAAAUAAAUUAAAAAGACACGAAGAAGAAGAGGAAGAAAUACCGGCGUUUAAAAUUUAAAGUUCUCAAAAGCUGGAGGGAAAAUCUGUUUUUUUUAAAGGAUGCCUCUUUGUACUUUUACUGAGUAAAGAAGAGAAAACAGGAGUGCGAGGAAGAUGGACAAAGAGCUUCAAGGAAGGAGGGAGGAGGAAGAGGAGAGGACAGAUGGUCUGGAAGAGAGGAAUACAACACUAAAAACUCCACACCGGAGGAGGGAAGAAGAAGAAGAUGAGGAGGAAAAGGAGAUAGAAAUAAUGAAGACAGGUGCCAGAGACACAGCACGAAGGGAGCUGAUUGGUGGACACACUCCAGUCUCCGCCUCCUCCUCCUUCACCUCCUCUCCUUUCCUCUCCUCCUCUCUCUGCCGAGGAAGACGAGGCAUCGAGGAGGAUGGAGAGGACGAUGAGGUCAGAGUCGCUAUAGUCACCGUCGAGGACGAGUCCUGUCCGUCAGAGCCUUUUGGGACCGCCCACCUGGAAGCGUCCAAUCAGAUCACACGGACUGAUGACGGAGGAAACAAACAGCAGGAAGAGGAAGGAGCGACUGAUGGAGUGGAGGAGAAGGAAGAAGAUGAGGAGGAUGAGGAGGAGGUGAACAGUGAUGACAGAGAGGAGGAAGAGGAGGAGAACGCAGAGGUGACGUCACCAUCGCCUCACCUGCAGAGCCAGAUGAAGAGGAAGUUGGAUCACGGCCCGGACGGUCGGCCGUUCCCUUCAGGGAAGAAGCACUGCAAAGGCAGCGGAUACCUCAGCCCCUCCAGUCUGGUUCAGGCCACGCCCACCACGUUCGGCGACCUGCGACUGGCCAAUGGCCAUUCAGCUCAGCGGCGGCGCGUCACCUCUGGCCCGCCCCCUUCUGGUCUGCAGGACUGGCUUCACACCUUCCAGACGUGGAGCGGUCCUGAGAGGCUGUUGGCUCUGGACGAGUUGAUCGACAGGUGUGAGACCAGCCAGGUGAAGCACAUGAUGCAGGUCAUCGAGCCCCAGUUCCAGAGAGACUUCAUAUCCCUGCUGCCCAAAGAGUUAGCUCUGUACGUGUUGACCUUCCUGGCUCCCAGAGACCUGCUCCAGGCCGCCCAGACCUGCAGGUACUGGAGGAUCCUUGCUGAAGACAACCUGCUGUGGAGGGAGAAGUGCCGUGAGGAAGGUAUAUCGGAGUGUGCGUCCUCUCGGCGCAGGAAGUGCGUGCGGCCGGGCGUGGCGGUUAGCCCGUGGAAGUCAGCCUACAUUAGACAGCACCGCAUAGAGAACAACUGGAGGACAGGGGACACGCGGGAACCCAUGGUGCUGAAAGGUCACGACGAUCACGUGAUCACGUGUCUCCAGUUCAGCGGCGACCUGAUUGUCAGCGGCUCCGACGACAACACGCUCAAAGUCUGGUCGGCCAUCACGGGGAAGUGUCUGCGGACGUUGACGGGUCACACCGGCGGCGUGUGGUGCAGUCAGAUGGAGGUCGCCACGGUGAUCAGCGGCUCCACCGACCGGACGCUGCGCGUGUGGGACGCCGAGAGCGGCGAGUGUGUCCACACGCUGUAUGGACACACGUCCACUGUGCGCUGCAUGCAUCUCCACGGCAACCGGGUGGUGUCGGGCUCUCGUGACACGACGCUGCGCGUGUGGGACGUGUCGACGGGCCGCUGCGAGCACGUGCUGACAGGUCACGUGGCGGCGGUGCGCUGCGUUCAGUACGACGGACGCCGCGUGGUGUCGGGCGGCUACGACUACAUGGUGAAGGUGUGGGACCCCGAGACGGAGGUGUGUCUGCACACACUGCAGGGACACACCAACAGAGUGUACUCACUGCAGUUUGAUGGCGUGUUCGUGGUGAGCGGCUCGUUGGACACUUCCAUCAGAGUGUGGGACGCAGAGACAGGUGGGUGUGUCCACACGCUGACGGGCCACCAAUCGCUGACCAGCGGCAUGGAGCUGCGGGACAACAUCCUGGUGUCUGGGAACGCCGACUCGACCGUCCGAGUGUGGGACAUCCGGACGGGACAGUGUCUCCACACGCUGCAAGGUCCCAACAAGCACCAGUCGGCGGUGACGUGCCUGCAGUUCUGCAGAGGUCUGGUCCUGUCCAGCUCCGACGACGGGACGGUCAAACUGUGGGACCUGAGGACCGGGGCCUGGCUGCGGGACGUGGUGGCGCUGCAGAGCCGGGGAUCAGGCGGUGUCGUGUGGCGAAUCAGAGCGUCCGAUACCCGGCUGGUGUGCGCCGCCGGCAGCAGGAACGGGACGGAGGAAACCAAACUGCUGGUGCUGGACUUCGACUUGGACGACAGGAAGAAAGAGACGGACUGAGGACGACACAGUGAUGUCAUCAGACGGAGACGGGAUGACUGAAACGUUUGUUUGGUUGUUUUUUUUAAAAGGAAAAUUUUUGACCAAAGCCACUGCUGACGCGUCCUGAUUGGCUGGCAGACAGCUGGACGAACAGGUGGACACCACAGACCAAAACGAUAACGAAAACAGUUUCAGGUUGACGUGGACGAGUGGCAACCGCGAAUCACCAAAAUGGCUUCCGAUAUGGCAGCCUCAGCCCGGCGGGAGCUGUGGCGCCAAAUGAAUGUGAAUGUUGGACAGACGGGGUGCACGUGGCUCUGAAACGGUUCAGAGAGGAAGGAGGAUGUGAGCGACGAAGACGAUGGCUGAAUGUAACCGCGGCGGAGGAUCCAACCAAUGAGGAGUGGAGGGCGUCGACUUUGACCGCUGCUGAACCAAUGAGGAGGUUGCUGUUUUAAACACACCAGUUCAAAUGUACCAAAAGUUGAAGGCCGGAGACGACGCGAGUGGAGGAGGAGGAGGAGGAGGAGGAGGAGGACCUUCAUCAGUUCCAGCUGUUCAUCACCUGAAGUUCGCUCGGGAAAAGCACAGGUGGCUGAAUUCCAUUAAGAUUCAGGGUCCCGGUGUUGUGUUCACGUCCUCGGUUAAAGAAGAAGAAAACAAACUGCUGACUACUUUAGUGUUGAAAUCUAAAUCUUCUGAAUUUAAAGCAUUUUUAAGUUUCAGAGGAAAAUUUCAAAGUUCCAAACCGUUUAGAAAGAAAAAACUAACUAAACUAAAAUGAUAAAAUGUUGUCCUUUCUGGCCUUUUAAUUCAAAUCUUCUGACCUAAACCUCAAGAGUCACUUCUCAGUUUAUGAAAUAUUAAAAGAGAUAAAUAAUUUAAAACUCCCUUCACCGGAUGUUAAUCUGAUAAGCUGCCGUUGCUAGGCAACACCUCCAGCCAAUAAGCAGAGGUUUGGGUGAUAUUUCCCCCGGCAACAAGUGGUAUUUCAGGCCUCUUCCUGGAGAAGUUGACCUUUGCAGGUGUGAGGCGUUCGCUGUCUCAACGGUGUAAUUGUGUAAAAAUACUGUAAAUACAAAGAGGAUGUACAUAUUUAGCUUUUUAUAAGAAGACAACAGAAAAUAUUGUCCGUGCUGGAGAGAGUUUGGGAAGGGGGAGGGGAUUGGAAAUGGAUCAAUAAAGAUGAGUUUUAUAA
Molecule: messenger RNA, 3690 nt
Organism: Scatophagus argus
Lineage: Eukaryota; Metazoa; Chordata; Actinopteri; Scatophagidae
Product: F-box/WD repeat-containing protein 7-like
Exons: 14
Coding region: 327-2510 (727 amino acids)
Biological process (GO): proteasome-mediated ubiquitin-dependent protein catabolic process; ubiquitin recycling
Cellular component (GO): cytoplasm; nucleus
Molecular function (GO): ubiquitin binding
Source: RefSeq, a predicted model, not a curated record